AUGUUCAACUUCAACCUCUUCAAGUCUGCCCCGGCCGAGUCCGACUCUGCGCCCGAGAACACCUGGAACUCCAACACCGUCGCCAUGCAGCAGCCCGCCAGCCCUGCUGCCCCCUCUACCAACCAGCAGGUCGUCUCUGAGCAGCCCGCCAACCAGGAGGGUAUGUCUAUGCAACUGCGCGGUGGUGGUGGCGGUGGUCUCUGCUGCGGAAUCUGCGCCGGUCUGGCCUGCUUCGAGUGCUGCGAGAUCUGCUGCUAA
Molecule: messenger RNA, 258 nt
Organism: Penicillium waksmanii
Lineage: Eukaryota; Fungi; Ascomycota; Eurotiomycetes; Eurotiales; Aspergillaceae
Exons: 3
Coding region: 1-258 (85 amino acids)
Source: RefSeq, a predicted model, not a curated record